AUGAAGUGCUUUUUAGUCGGUUUCGUUUUUGUCUGGGCGAUGUUGCAGCAGAGCAACAUGAACUUGACUCUACCUGCCACAGCAUUAAACUGCUGUGAAGGCAAUAUUCUCAUUUUGCUGGACUCCUCGGGAAGUGUGGCAAACUAUGAGUUCUCACGCCUGGUGCACUUUUCUGCCGAGCUGCUUCACCCCUUCUCGCUGGGCCGUGGGCACGUGAGAGUCAGCCUGCUGCAUGUAGGAACCACCCCACACCUUGAAUUCGGCCUGGACGCCCACAACAAACAGGAAAGUCUGCAGAAAGCUCUGCGGAGGGUCAAACAGUUGCAGGGAGACACCAACACUGAGGCAGCACUCAGAGUGGCUCAGCAUCUCCUGACAGAGACAGGGACUGAGGUGCCAAGGAUCCUACUGUGGCUGACUGAUGGCGUGCAGCCUGGAGAGGUGGAUGAGUUGAUGUCAGAGCUGAAGGCGCAGGGAGUUUCUGUGUUGGCUGUGUCUACAGUGUAUGGCAACUACCAGGUGUUACAGCGCGCAGUGACACCUCCUCUAGAGUCCCACCUCUACUCUGUGGACAUAGAUAACAUCGACAUCAUCACCGAGGACAUAAGGGAGGCCAUCAUCAAAAUUAUUUGUGCAAAACAGCUGCGUGUGGUUCAGGUGACAUCCCACAGUGCUGUGCUGCAGUGGUGUCCUGUUAUAAGCGCAGGCAGCGGUUUCUAUAAACUCUUGUAUAGCGCUGGUAAUAGGAACACUGUGAUCAGACGCAAUCUCCCGGGUGGCUCCAGCUUUGCAGAGCUGACCCACCUGAGGCCUAAUACCAACUACACAGCCUUACUCACCCCAGAGUCCAACCAGAGGCUGUUUGAUACUCUAGGAGUGAACUUCACCACUCUUCCUGAUGUUUUAAGCCCGUCAGUGGUCUCAGUGUCAGACUCCGGCCCUCAUCAGAUCCAUGUGAGCUGGGGUCCCCUGCAGCCAGCUCAGGUCCAGAGAUACACGGUGGAGUAUGGAGCGAUUCCAAGUGGCCUGGUCCAGACCGUGAAGUUAGACAGUCAAAAGAACUCCACUUUACUAACUGAUCUGGAUCCAGGCACUCAGUACCUGAUCACAGUCAGUGCUCUGCAUGUGGAUGGGAAGGAAAGAGCCAUGUCUGUGAAAGCAUGCACUCAGAAAGCAGCUCUGCCUGCCCUGGCUGACCUUCAGCUGACCCCACUGGAGCACCAGGAGGCACAGGUUGCAUGGCAUGCCCAUGAGGAGGGCCUGAGAGGCUACUGGCUUAGUUGGGAGAGAGAAAACUCCUUCGGCUCCUCAAAGUCCUCAAUUUCCUCCGCCUACCUGCCCCGUACCUCUCGUUCAAUGCGGCUCACGCACCUCUCCCAAAGCAGUCGAGUGUGUGUGUCUCCUGUGUACAACUCGGGCAGAGGAGAUGGGAUAUGUUGCACUGCAGAGAAGCAAAGAGAUUCCAGUCAGAGGGGUUAA
Messenger RNA from Scomber japonicus (chub mackerel), 1479 nucleotides. Its product is annotated as von Willebrand factor A domain-containing protein 1-like. Gene Ontology annotation, molecular function: protein binding. NCBI's taxonomy places the organism in Eukaryota, Metazoa, Chordata, Actinopteri, Scombriformes, Scombridae. The record is from RefSeq and is a predicted model, not a curated record. The transcript has 6 exons. The coding region runs from base 1 to 1479 and encodes 492 amino acids.